CCUGACCACUGUCACUCAGCUGUGGCUUCCCAUGUUACCCCACUGCUCAUGCUACCUGUGCAGACGCAUCCUCAGGGAAAUGGGGACUGGUUGACGUGCCUAGAGAUCACCCUUUCACUUUUGUCCCAUGGCAGACUCCCAAGAAGCCAAGGGCCAAGUUUGUUUUCAUGUUUAGUCCUGAGUGCCGUGACUACCCAGUGACCCGCCUCUGGUCUUGGUUACAUACCAAGGUAGAGUUCUGGCUCCUCUCUCUGCUGUGAUACCUGCCCAUCCUCCAAUGGACUGUGUCUCAGAAUGCCCAGGUGGUCUUGCCUCUGGACCUAAUUCCUGGAGAUACAGUGUUCCCAGGGAGAUGUUUCCCAGAAGCCUAACAGCAGAAGGUAGAGGGAGGACCUGAGAGGAGCAGAAAUGUAAACUAGACAUCUAGAGAAAGAGAAUGUGACUUUUGGCCUUAUAAAUUAGGAAUAUGAGUCUGAUUUUAUUUUUAUGUUCUUGAUGCAUCCUCCAAGCCCAGUCCAUCUCCCCAGCCUCCCUGACUGUUAUCACCAGCUGUCCCUCUCCUGAUCACAGAAAUCACAAACCUCAGACACAGAGCCAUCGUCCACACUUUAUACACGCAUGUAUUGUAACUCCCACCACUGAUCUGCCUCCACAGAUACUUGCACAACACUGAGAGUAAACACUGCCUUAGAUUUUGCCUAACCCUAGUCCUGGCCCUGCCACAACCCCAGCUCCCUUUAUUCUAUCAGUGAUCAGAAUAACGCAUUUAUGUAGCUCUGUGAGCUGCUAGAGCCUGUGUUGGGCCACUGCUUCACCAUGAAGCGCCUUCCCCUCCUAGGACCAGCUUUCAGCUUAUGUUCAGCUUGACUGUGAGAUUUUCUGCAGACAAGAGGAAAGUACUCUCGGUGUACUUCCUGUGACAUGGCAUGCGGGGCUCGACACAGCUGAUCUGAGCUUUGGAGCUCCCAGAGAGGAGCUUCUAAAAAGGAGGACUCUUCAACACUUCUUGGGAGCCAGGUAGGGGGUAUCUAGACCUACUUGUGACCCUAGACCUGUAGCUCUGGCCAAAGGGAGUAGGACAAGGGAAGUGAGAGGGUCUGUGGGUGUGUUGGGUGGGUAUUGAGUGAUGCAGCUGGAGGGGUGGGGCUGAGAAAGGUCAGGAUGGUGAGCAUUAAGCCUAAAAUGGAUGGUGUUCCAACUUGGGGUUCCCAGUGCUAGGAAUGUUGUCCCCUUGAUUAUCAGUAUGAAUGUAAAAGAAGCAGCAGAGGCCUGCUGAUAGGGAAACAAAGAUGUGCCUCUGAAGGAUGGAGGGGAACACCAAAGUCCUGACUCUGGUCCAGGUCAGAAUUGAUCUGUGAGAGAAUCAUCUGGUUCACAUGUAGGUGACCUGAGAAACAAGAUGGAUAAAAGACACCAGUUUGCUAUUUGGAGAAUAGGGGUCUAAGAGUUAGUAGGAUCAUUUCUGGCCCCUGGGAGCAUUCGCAUAAGAAAGUACAGCACCUGCCCUUCUUAGUGGCUUAGAAUCCCUGGUUGGUUAGAACAAAAGUGAAAGUGAAAUGGGUGCUGGGCAAUACUUUCCCAGAAGGAGUUCACUGCCUCUGCCCUUCUCAGAACCACUUCUGACAGUGGAGAGAGCAUUGCCUUCCUUUGUGACUAGGUAAGUCCCCGGCCCCUCUUGGGGCUUGUGUCCACAUCCCUAAUGAAGAGGUAAAAUUGGACUAUAUAGCCAUCAUAUUAAUGUAAAAAAGAGUUGGGGUGGGUCAGAUUGUCACUAGUGAUACCCAGCUCUGCAUGUUGACAGAGUUCUAGCCUGUGCUCUGGGAGUUAGUGGGACAGAUGGGCAGAGUGAAUUGCAGUGCCUGGCAGCCCACUGAGUAUUCAGACCCAAAGAGCAACUGUGGAGUUUACAGGAAGAAAGCCUCAUGUAUGACGGCAAUCUAGAAUAGCUACUGAGAAAAUGUGGGCGUUGCCCACAUUUCCCCCUUCCUCACCUUUCCCCAGAGAGGAAGAAGUCACAGAUAUAUAUAGAGCUGAGCUUGCCAGCUCCUGAUGUACCUCAUGACCAUGGGACAGAACUGGAUACCAGAAUCCAGUUCUUUGUGGGUACUUCUAUAUGUCCACAUCGUCACUCUCCUGGCUGGAACCACACCUGUUCCUCAGACCAUCACAACUGCCACUGUCUCAGCUGGAAUCUCAAAGGACCCUAUCCCCUCUUGGCCUCCAACACUCUCACCAGCUAAGCAGUGCCCAGCAUUGGAGGUGACCUGGCCAGAAGAGGAAAUGCCACUGAAUGGAACGCUGACCUUUUCCUGUACUGCCUGCAGCCGCUUCCCCCACUUCAGCAUCCUCUACUGGAUGGGCAAUGGUUCCUUCAUUGAGCACCUCCCAGGCCGGCUGAGAGAGGGCAGCACCAGACGAGAGCCUGGAAGUACAAGCACUCGACUGUCGAGGUCCUUAGUGCUGGAGGAACUGAGCCCUGCCCUGCGAAGCACCAACUUCUCCUGUGUGUAUGUAGACCCUGGACAGGUUGUCCAGCGUCAUGUCAUCCUGGCAGAGCUCUGGGUGAGGAACCCAUGGGAAGCCUCCAGGGACAGGAGGAGCGCCACUUCUGUAUGGGGAAGAAAGGGAAGGCUCAGCCAGAGUAGCCUUCAAAAUAAUGCCCCCACCCCAUUUUCCCUAAGGUUAGCCUGAGGUAGAAACAAAAAGAACUUGAGGACUUGGGCAGGGGAGGCGGGGCCUGGAGGAAAGUGACCAGAUGUCCUUCCAUUCCUUGACCCUGAUCCUUACCUGUCUUUACUUCCCCAGGCUGGACUGAGAAUGGUCCUGCCUGACUCUCAAGAAGUCCUGCCCUCCAGCCACAGCCCAGGUCCCCAGCAGGGUGAAGAGUGACAACAGGGCCAGCAAAAGCACCACCUUGACCAGAGCCUGGGCACUUCCCACCUGGAGGGCGAAGUCUGCUGCAGGCGAUGCAGGCUGUGCAGGCGAGCAGCCCCUCUUGUCACCAAAUUCAAACUUCCUUCCCAUCCACCUAGAAUAUCAUAGAAACCUUCCCUUAAAGCCUCCUCUGGCUUGUCCUUCCCUUUUUGCCCAUUAGCUUUUCUGAUCUCUUACUCUUCACACCGCUGUCCUGCUCAGAAACCUCCAAGACCUGUUCAGCGUCUCAAUGUCCUGCACUGCAUGAGCUCCCUUCCUUGUUUCUAAAACAACUCCCACUCAUGCGCCUUUGCUUCCUUGGUCCUGUCUUCCUCACCAUCUCAACAAGUGAUCCCUGAAGCCUGGUUGAAAAGCCACUUCUUCAGUGAGGGCCACAUAUAUCAUUGAUUUCAUGUUGCCUAUACUGUAUGUAUGAUUUUUCACCUUAAUGAACUGCCCCAGGGAAGGGGGCAGUAGCUGCUUCUGAUCCACAACUGGGCCCACAUCCACAGCAAGGCCCACAAUAAGUCCUCAGAAAUGAUUAGAGGCCAGAAAUGGAAGAUCCUAGAGACAGAUGAAGGCUCCAAGGAGCCUAGAUUUCCCCCUUUCUAUACAGAUCAAGGCUGCUCAGCACUCAAGGGAGAAAAAUAGACUUUAUUUACAAGAAAUAACAUUUAAAAAAGAUCCAUCCCAGCCCUUAAAAACCUUCCAAUCACUCCAAGUCCAACCCCAGUGCAAGUCUGGGGAAGGUAGGGUGUGAGCUGCUGUUGAAGGCUACCCUCCCACCCCACCCUAGCCCUGAGACCUAGGGCCUGUUUGUCCUGGAAAAGAGCAUCCUUUGGGCAUCUGUGCCCUUGUGGAAGAGAGCAGGGGCUCCCACUGCCAUCAAGAGCAAGGUCCCCUGCUAGUCCCAGCCACCAGGAGAUGCAGAAGCCAAGGCCUGCUCUUCUGGUCCCUUCUAGAUCCAGAGGCUGAGGAAGACUGGCUGGGCCCAAGGAUCCAGCCACUCAAAGCCAGCCUCACAUCUGGUUAUGAUGAAGAAUUGACUUAGCGCCAACAAAAAUUUAGAAGGCAAGGUCAAGAGAGGGCCCCACACUGUCCAAGCUCCGAGCCCCAGGGCCAGCUCUGUGAAGGAGCCAGUGAAAGUCCAGGCAAUAGGCCAGGGCGUGGGCAGGCAUCACUGUCUCUAGGGGUUUGGCCACCAUUGGCCUGGGAGCUGAGAGAAGGCACUGAGAGGGACAGUAGUAGGAAAAGGACCAGGCGAGGUCAGCAUCAGGGGACACAGGUGGGGCCACUCACUGUAUUGGCCCUUUAGUGCUUUGCCUAUAAGAGACAAGAGAGAGUCACGUCACAGGGCUGGAAAACCCUUCCUGCUCCCACACACCUGACUAGGAUUCCUUCCUUCAUGAACCCUGGACUCAUCUAGCUUCAAUUUACCAGUUGCUAGCCUGCCUAAGCAGCUCUGGGUGCUCUCAGUGGGAAGGGAGCCCCUCUCUGCUAACCAGACCCAGGGACACCUCUUAACCCUCCAACCUCCAGUGGCCUGACUUGGCCCUGCCCUGGCUCCUGCCCCGAUGAAGGGCCUGUGCUUUCACCAGGUUUCCCUUCCUGCUCCUGUCAAUGCCUUCACCUUGCCCUUGGCCCGAGGGGUGGCAGUGGUGGCAGCAACGGCAGAAGCAGUGGCAGCGCUGGCUGUGGUGGUGGCAAUGCGUGGAGAGCGGCGGGUUCCACUGCGGGUGUUUGGGGAGGCCUUGGACUGGGCCUUCUUUGAGGCUCCUCGUCGCAGAAGACUAUUUCCCAGCUUCUUAGGUGUGUUGAGGAUGCUGAAGGCCAUUGACUGACGUCGGUCAGCCUGCGUGAAAGGGUCAAACUGGGAAAUCCACUGCUGCCUUCCCAGGCCACACUGCUGCUCCAAGGCUUAGCCAGCGAGCCUUUGCUGGGGUCUACUUCUGCACCCCCGCCCCCAAUCCCAGUCUAACCUGUUUAAAAACAGCUGGAGCUUUUUUCUGGA
Messenger RNA from Sciurus carolinensis (gray squirrel), 4924 nucleotides. RefSeq names its product interleukin 18 binding protein (gene Il18bp). Lineage: Eukaryota; Metazoa; Chordata; Mammalia; Rodentia; Sciuridae. Gene Ontology annotation, molecular function: interleukin-18 binding. The transcript is spliced from 4 exons. Bases 2050 to 2691 code for a protein of 213 amino acids. Gene Ontology annotation, biological process: T-helper 1 type immune response. The record is from RefSeq and is a predicted model, not a curated record.